AUCCUGCGCCUCACGCGUUCAGUCAUCUCAGGCUCCACCGCUCUUCACGUCCUCGACAUCGACCGCGCGUCUGCAUGGACGCCUAACGAUCUCGACAUCUACGCCCCAAUCACCGCUGCCGCCGUCGUCGUGAACUACCUUGUCACCGUCGAAGGCUAUGAUGUCGUCGACAGUCCCGCGCCUGCGAAGUAUCCAUACCCCUCCUCCCGUUCUGGCUUCAACGCCGUCGCUCACCUCCGGCGCGGUGACAUUGAGAUCGAUGUCAUACGCUCGAACACAAUCUCCGCCUUACACCCUAUCCCCUUCUUCUGGUCGAGCCACCUCAUGAACUAUCUCACUGCGGACUCAUACUGCAUGGCAUACCCGGACGAUACGCUCGCCGGACGCGGUCUCCUCAAUCCUAUCCAACUCAUCGAGCAUCAGUAUCCCCUUCCUCGGACCAUGCGCACCAUGAAGAAGUACAGGGCCCGUGGUUACAUCUUCCGGUCCCGCCCCACCGCC
Trametes versicolor FP-101664 SS1 is the source of this 501-nucleotide messenger RNA. RefSeq lists its product as uncharacterized. The transcript has a single exon. The record is from RefSeq and is a predicted model, not a curated record. NCBI's taxonomy places the organism in Eukaryota, Fungi, Basidiomycota, Agaricomycetes, Polyporales, Polyporaceae. The annotation marks the transcript as partial.